Messenger RNA from Tinamus guttatus (white-throated tinamou), 2183 nucleotides. It is a transcript of the gene BCAS1, whose product is annotated as brain enriched myelin associated protein 1. Gene Ontology annotation, biological process: myelination. The record is from RefSeq and is a predicted model, not a curated record. Lineage: Eukaryota; Metazoa; Chordata; Aves; Tinamiformes; Tinamidae.
AUGCUUCUGUUUGUAGUGGAUGCAAAGGCAAGUGUUGCACGGGAUAAUGUGGCUGUUUCUUCCCCGAAGACAAUGGAGAUAAGCUCUGUUCCCGAUGCAGGCGGAAAGAAUCCGGGGAACGGUGCCAAGCAAGCCAUGCCAUCUGCUAAAUCCCGCUCUGUCUUUGCGUUUUCAUGGCCUGUACCAGGGCGUACUGAAGAUCAAGCUCCAGAUUCAUCAGCUGGAUCCGCUAAACUUGAUGUCAGCCCCGAGGCGGCCGGGGCGAACAAAGGCGCGAGUCAAAGCGCGGAGGUUCCCGCGGCAGCUGCGCCGGAGCGACGCUCCCAUAAAAACCUGGCCCAGGCCCCUCCUGCCGCAGCGCGCGGGGAAGAGGCACUCGCAGCACCGGGGACACCUGAGGGAGAGGAUGCGGCUGGGGCGGAGCCCAAACAAGUAACCUUUUUUGACAGAAUCUUCAAACUGGAGAAGAAAAAGGAAAGGAGUAACACACAAAUUGAUACCCGAGAGGAAGGGCAGGCUGCAGACACUGCUGACGGAAGCAUCCUGGCAAAAGAGGCUGUCGGAUUACAGAGCACGUCAAGAAGUGUCCCACAGGGGCAGGAGAUAGAUGACUGCAACCAAAAGGACACUCAGCAGGACGCAGCAGGUGUCAACUGUGCCGGCACUGAGCAACCUGAAAGGGCAGAGGUAAAACAGGAGAACCCUCAAGCAGCUGCUGCACUUGACAACGACAAUUCUGUCAUGAGUUUCCUUAAAACACUGGUCUCCCCAAGCAAAGCUGACACCAAAAGAGAUUCUGAAGACAAGGGCUCCAAAGUGGAUAAAGGCCAUGGUGGGCAACCCGCUCCGAAGACAGCUGCUGAAUCCCAAACGAAGGGAGCCAAGAAAAAGAAGCCGGAGUCUCCCAAACUGGGGCACAGUACAUUUAGCAAACUCUUUAGGCAUAAGGCUGCAAAAGAGGCCCAGCAGACAACUAAUACCAAAAGCCCCGAACAGCAGCCAGUUACCUCUGUAAAAGCAGAAAAAAACGCUCCAUCCUCUCAAGAGCCUCAACCAACUAAACACAACGCAAAAGGCCCUGACCCCGCAGCCCAGCAGCCGGCGGCGGCGGGAGCAGCUCCCGAAGGCCCCAGGGAGCUGCCCAAGGAGAAGGCGGCGGCUGCGCCCAUGCCUCUGAGCAAGCUCUUUCGGAAAAAGAGCCCAUCGGAUGAAGCAGAGAUUGUAAGCAAUGAAAAAGCAGAGGUGUCUUUAGAAGCAGUGGCUCCUGCUAAAGAGGAAAACAAAAGCCCAGAAGCUUCAGAAGUGAAACCUAGAAGAGAAGAAAUCAAAACCCCCAAAGCAAACCUGAGGAAAUUUUUUAAACUGUCAGUCAAGGGUGAUGGAGGGACUUCCAAAUCAGAAGAGGUAAAUGGUCCAAACCCCAAUCACCAAACAUCAAACUCCACAGGGAGGCCAGUUGCCCCAACUGAAAGCGAACCUGUGGGCCAAAAGAGCAAAGAGAGUUCAAAAGACAAGAAGUCGACAGUGGAGCUGAGCAAGCAGAAAGGCACCAAACAGGAAACCAGGGAGCAGCCAGACUCCAGGGAGCAGCAAACAACCGAGACCGAUUCCAUGCAGAACGGAGGAGACACUUCAAAGGAGCCCUCCCUCAAGAAGCCAGAGAAGAGGCAGUCCUUUGGAGGGUUUUUUAAGGGCCUCGGUACCAAAAGGAUGUCUGAUGCUGAAGUGCAAACAGAUCCCGUGUCUAUCCUACCCGCUGGGAAAUCCAAGUAAUGAAAGUAAUGAACACACUUGGCUGCUGAAGGAUCAGCCACUCUCUAUAUGCAGUAAAGAUGACUCAUUAUUUUCCUUUAUGUGGCUGUCAUCAAAUGCCUGAGGCUAAAGCAAACAUUGGUGUAUCAUUUAAGGUAUAUCAUUUACAGGAUUUGUUGAUUAAAUGCUAGAAAGUAACUGUAAAGAUUAAACCAAAACUCUGUCAAGAAGCAAUGUGUAGUAUUACUUUUAAAGAAAGGUCAUGUGGAUGAUCUUAAGUCUAUGGAGGGUAGGGUAUGUAAGGUAAGAAAGUGGUAGUGAAUUAAAUAAAUGGCAGAAAAAAGUGCAUGUGACAAAGGAAUGCAAUUUGUGCAGUAAGGCAUGAGAAACAAAUCCUCAACUCCAACUUGGGAGCUUUAAAACAGCCGGGG